CUUAUUUCUAUCCCACAAAAGACUCAGGUCUAUAAAAGCCAUCUGUAGUAUGUGAGAAGAUUUCACAGGCUGAGGAUAUUCAAGCCAAGCGCAGCAAUGGAGUUUCUUAUGCAAGGUACAAAUGCAGCAAGCAACAAGAAAAUGAUUCUCCUCAAUAUUUUCGUCUUCCUCCUCACGACGUGUUUCGAAAACAGCACUCAGUUAACGCCAACUGAUUGUGGAUUAGAAUUCAGACACCCAGAAUUCACUGACAUAGAUGUUGAAUGUGGAACGCAGUACAUUGAUUUGGCCAUCCAAUUCUGCCCUGUCUUGUACAGUGGCCACAAUGAGUCACAGCUUAACCUCAACAACAUCAUGAAUAACCAAGCCUGCCAGGGCACGCUUGAUGAUACAGUCUCACCGCCUGUGGUUCGCUUUAGGGUUCCUCUUAACUCAACCAACUCCUGCGGAAGCAACUUUGUCACAAUCCAAAGUGUGGGAACAGGCUUAUUUUCAGACUUCUCAAACAUUCAGACGGUCAACAUUAGCGGAGUGGUAAACUCAAAUGAUAUCACAACAGGCACGGUGACAUACAGCACAGACUUGAAGUAUUACUACUCCUGCUCUUAUCCUCUGGAAUACAUGAUCAACAACACUGAGGUUGAUGUGUCAGGUUCCACUAUUGCGAUGAAAGACAACAAUGGCAGUUUCAUCAGCACUCUAAACCUGCAGCUUUUUAGUGACGAUAACUUCACGCAACCUCUCGUCAUGCCACCAGGUAUUGAGCUGAGGUCAAGUGUGUUUGUGCAGGUGCAGGCCACCAACCUGACCUCUCAAUACUUUGUGCUGCUGGACAGAUGCUACGCCUCCGUUUCCAGCACACCCACCGCCGACAGCUACUUUAAUCUCUUUAUGCCUUGUACCAGAGAUUUUUUCACUAAAAUGCUUGUGAACGGAGAGGAACAACAUGCUCGCUUCUUGUUUCCUGCCUUCCGUUUCACAGAACAGCAGAAUCAGACGGUGUCAACAUAUUACCUGCACUGUAUAACAAGACUGUGUGAAAUCAAUUCAUGCAUGACAUUUACGCAAUGUGGCAGGAAGAAGAGAGAUGCAGCCACGCCUUCUCCAAAUAGAGUUUCAGACAGCACCACUAUAACAUCACCAGCCAUCGUCAUACGUUCAGACAACGUUGUUAUAUCAAAAGAGGAAGCUGUGUCUAUCAGCACAAACAAACCUUCUGAUGGUUCUGUGGGUGUUGGCAUCGCUGUGGGCAUCUUGGCAUUAGCCUGCAUAAUGAUGGUGGGAGUGGGAACCAUUUUCUACAAGAAAUACUGUCACACUGGCCCCUCAAAAAUGGCCUGAAAUGCUCGGUGUGCUAAGAUUUGACCCAUGCUCCUUCUCUGAGAGAGGACGGCCAGGGGUGCACCCUUCAUCUGGCCCAUCUCUCACCCUGGAGGGCUAAGCGGGGCUCAGAAUAAAACUGUUGUCAUCUAUAUGUUUUUUUGUAGUGCUUUUGGUGACAAAUUAUAGCAAUAAGAUUGUAAGGUAUAUAAUGUGGCUUGCAAAUUGUAAAACUUGC
Messenger RNA from Paramisgurnus dabryanus, 1558 nucleotides. Its product is annotated as zona pellucida-like domain-containing protein 1. Lineage: Eukaryota; Metazoa; Chordata; Actinopteri; Cypriniformes; Cobitidae. The record is from RefSeq and is a predicted model, not a curated record.